Wallemia mellicola CBS 633.66 is the source of this 939-nucleotide messenger RNA. RefSeq names its product NAD(P)-binding protein. The record is from RefSeq and is a predicted model, not a curated record. NCBI's taxonomy places the organism in Eukaryota, Fungi, Basidiomycota, Wallemiomycetes, Wallemiales, Wallemiaceae. The coding region runs from base 1 to 939 and encodes 312 amino acids. The transcript has a single exon.
AUGUCUCCAACAAUACUAGUUAUCGGUGCGACUGGAAACACUGGCAGGGGUGUAAUCGAAACAUUGCCUCAGUUACUCAAAGAGAAUAAUAAAGACCAUCGCAUUAUUGCUUUGACUCGCUCCUUAGAAACUCCUGAAUCACAGGCAAUUGACAAACUACCUACAGUUGAAGUUAUUGAGAAGAAUUGGACCACAAUUGAUGUAGAUUGGUUGAAAUCUCAUGACGUUAUCAAGAUAUUCAUCGCGCCUCAUAUUAAAUUACAACAAUUCACAGAAGAAUCGCAGCUCUAUUUAGCUUCCUUGGAGGCUGGUGUGAAAUAUAUUGUAAGAGUAUCAACGUUCAAGCACUUCACCAGUCCGACCAGUCCUUUGUUCUACGGUCGUCAACAUUGGGCAGUUGAGAAUUUACUUAGCCAGCCAGAAUUCGAUAAGUUAAAUUGGACAUCGUUGCAACCGAAUCUCUAUGGUAGCACGUUCCUGAACUCGACAGCUAGUUGGAUUAAGACAUAUCGGAAGACGGGAAAAACUGAUAAACUCAAUAUAAUACUCGAUGGUGAUACACCAGCUGCUAUUAUUUCUCCUGCAGAUGUUGGUGUCGUAGGUGCACAUUUACUCAGUGCAGAUGAUUACAAACAACACAAUCGCGCUAGAUAUAUACUCGCAGGGCCUGAAGAUGUUACUGGAAAGGAUCUUGUGAAACUUGCUGAAGAGUUUACCAAUGCCAAAAUAGAUAAUAUAGAAUAUCGGUUCACUGACUGGAUCAAAAAUCUCACUGCAAUUGGUCUUCCAGAAAAUGUCAUACCAAAUGUAGAAUCUGGUAUUUCUAUCGUAUGGCAAGGACAGGCUUCUCUUUCCCAAGCAGGAAAUAGCAAAGAGAUACAGUUUGCGCUGCCAAAGCGUACAGUUCAUGAUCAAAUAAAAGCUAUGAUAGAAGGUUAA